Protobothrops mucrosquamatus (brown spotted pit viper) is the source of this 3209-nucleotide messenger RNA. Its product is annotated as arf-GAP with Rho-GAP domain, ANK repeat and PH domain-containing protein 2-like. Gene Ontology annotation, biological process: signal transduction; positive regulation of GTPase activity. Lineage: Eukaryota; Metazoa; Chordata; Lepidosauria; Squamata; Viperidae. The transcript is spliced from 22 exons. The record is from RefSeq and is a predicted model, not a curated record. The annotation marks the transcript as partial. Gene Ontology annotation, molecular function: phosphatidylinositol-3,4,5-trisphosphate binding; protein binding; GTPase activator activity.
AUGACAUUCAGGGAGAGUGACACAGAUAUCGGAGCCUUUUUAAUAAGCAUCAACUUGGGACAGUAUCGUGCAAACUUUAAAGACUUCGGCUACCACACUGUGCAAGAGUGCUUGGGCAUAAAUGACCGCGUCCUUCAAAACGUUGGAAUAUCCCCUACGGGCCACCGUAGACGAAUCCUCAAGCAGUUGGAGGCCGUGUUGACAAGAAUGCCGGAAACGGCUACCUCGGAUCAAAGCGGCUCUCCCAGGCAUCUCCUCCAUCCCAAACAGGUGAACGAAGCAGGUGGCGGGCCAUCUGAUGGACACAGCAACACAGCUUGUGGCAGCAACUGUGAAAGAAACCCACACUACACAUCCCAUGUCUUGUUGGGAAACAGAGACAGUAGUCCAGUUUUGGAUCUGGACUCCUCUGACACGUUUGGUCCGAACCUGUUGGCAGAUCCCACCACGGUUCCACGAAGUUCACUGAAAAACGUGACGUCGGAGAAGAAACCUUGCAUGGAGGAUCAUCCGAAGACAGGGGAACCAGAAACGUCGGCGUUUCAAGUUAACGCCGCUCCCGAAGAUGGAUCUCUGUCUUCUGCUUUCUCUCCUGCUGAGGAGAAAAGCAGCCAGGUGGAGCUCUUAUCAGGCUUCAGAAGUUUGCUGCAGGAGACGCCGUUCUUUGAGUUCAAAGGAGAACUAGCUGAAGAAAAACCACCUCCCAUUUCUCCUUAUGGCGAGACCUUCCUUAUGAAUUCUCAUGAAGAGAUGGAAAUCUACAACACCGAAUCUUCAGAGGUGUCAGAAGAGAAGAAAGAGAAGAAAAGGACUACAAGCAAAACAGGUUUGGCUACUAGUAAUCAAAAUCCAGAAACCGCCGAAAAUGAAAAAGACCCUGAAUUAGCAUCCCAAGGAGACCAAAGUCCCUUUCCAAAGAGAUUUGUCGGUGAAGCUGAAUCCGCUUUAUUGAAGGAAUGUUCUCGCUACGCUUGGAGAGGGAAAUAUAAACCUGCAAAAGGCCUCGGAGAAUUCAAAAGCGGAAGUCUGGAUCUGGAUGCUAAAGACCAGAUGUUUUCUUCCCCGGCUGAUUGUGGUGAUGAAUUAGUCCCCGGCUCCAACGACACAAUCACACCUUAUGCCUGCUAUUACGCUCCGGCAGCAAAGAAAGUUAAAGAAGGAUGGCUGGAUAAACUCUCUCCUCAAGGGAAGCACGUUUUUCAGAAACGCUGGGUGAAGUUUGAUGGCGAAAGCAUGGCUUAUUAUAAUAACGACAAGGACAUUUACUCCAAGGGCAUAAUUCUUCUCUCGGCGAUAGCUACCGUCCGAAUGCACGGAGACAACAAGUUUGAAGUGGUGACAGCGCACAGAAUAUUCGUCUUCAGGGCUGAGAAGGAAGAAGAACGAAACAACUGGGUAACCGCCAUCUUCACUGCUCUGCGCGCCCUCCCGGCAAUUUCUCGAGCGCGGACAGCCGUUCCUCCCGAGAAAAGCGGCUAUCUAGAAUUGAAAGGCUAUAAAGCCAAAAUCUUUACUCUGCUGCAAGGGAACAGCGUGUGGAUUUGCAAGAACAACCAGGAUUUUAAAUCUGGCUAUGGCAUUACCGUCAUACCUAUGAAUGUGGCUAAUGUGAGGCAGAUUGAUCGGGCCGCAAAACAAUCUUUCGAAAUAAUUACACCUUACCGGAGCUUUAGAGCGAUGUUUACCUUUGAAAUCUGCUUACUGUCAGAACGUGCAUUUCUCUUUGGAGCGGAAACCGCACAUUCUCAACGAAAAUGGACGCAGGCAAUUGCUAAGCAUUUUGUACCUGAAUUGGCGCAAGGUCUUCAGGAGAGAGAGACAGAUGUUAUUGGCCAGCUGUUCUACAAAGACUGCCAGGACCUUGAUAAUUGGAAAAAGGGUUGGUUUGCUCUAGAGAAGACCAGCUUGUAUUUUUACCUCGAACUGGAAAAUUCACAAGAGAAUUCAAUGCAUCUAAGGCGGCUCCAGGAAUUAACGAUCAGCAGCUGCGUCCAAAAUGGAGAAAAAACAGAUGUUCUGCUACUGGUUGAGAAAGGAAGAACAUUAUACAUCCGCGGCCAUACCAAGUUGGAUUUCACAGUCUGGCGUAGCGCAAUUGAAAAAGCAGCUGGUACAGAUGGCAACAUGUUAGAAGAUCAGCAGCUCAGCAAAAACGAUGUGCCGAUUAUAGUGACCAGCUGUAUCGCAUUUGUUACGCAGUAUGGUUUGGGAAGCAAACAUAUCUACCUGAAGAAUGGAGAUCCUUUAUGUGUCAGGGAGCUUUUGGAAGGUUUCAAGAAAGAUGCCAGGAGCGUUAAGCUGAGGACUGGGAAGAACCGUCUGGAAGAUGUUACUGAUACCCUAAAAUGUUUUCUUUCUGAAAUAGACGAUGCACUACUGACCAAAGAACUUUAUCCUUUUUGGAUCUCAGCAUUAGAUACCCUGGAUGACAAAGAAAGGGUGCGAAAAUACAGCAGCUUUAUUCGCACGCUUCCACCCAUCAACAAAGCAACUCUGGCAGCAUUAAUGGAACACCUGUACAGGGUGCAGAAAUGUUCAGAAAUCAACCUGAUGGACCCUCACCACCUGGCGAUGGCUUUGUCCUCCUGCCUCUUUCAGACCAAAGGACAGACGAGCGAGGAGGUUGACGUGGUGGAGGACUUAAUUAUAAAUUACGUGCAGCUUUUUGAUAUUCAGCAAGAUCAAGUGAAGCAAAUGGACAUUGAGAACAGCUUUAUCACCAAAUGGAAAGACACGCAAAUCUCCCCAACCAUGGAGGCAGAAGAAUUGACGAAUGACGUCCUGGGAAUUAAAAACAUCACACCCCACAAGGACGACACGUGGGCCACCUUUGAAGUGAUCGAAAAUGGAGAACUGGAACGUCCCCUGCAUUGCACUGAGAAUAUUCUAGAACAAAUCCUUCACUGGAGCUCCUUGGCCAGUCCCAGCAACGCCUCCCUUAUAAUCAAGAAAUUUCCAACCGUGGGGCUGAUGGACCACUGUUCUGACGAAACGUCCAAAGGCCCCGUCAAAGCCGGCUACCUGAAAUACAAAGAAGAACCCUCCAAACUUCUGUCUGCCAAUAAGUUUCAAGACCGUUAUUUUGUUUUGCGAGAAGCAAAAUUGUGGCUUUAUAAGGACAUGAAGAGCAGCAAAGCUGAAAAAGCCUUUCCUGUCAACUCAUUGAAACUUUACCUUGGGGUGAAGAAAAAACUGAAACCACCAACAAA